Cladocopium goreaui is the source of this 1369-nucleotide messenger RNA. NCBI's taxonomy places the organism in Eukaryota, Dinophyceae, Suessiales, Symbiodiniaceae. The record is from the annotation of a GenBank genome assembly.
AGGCAAGUUAGCAGUCGACGCUGGGACGCACGCACUCGUGGCAGAGCAGGACAUGGCAUUCCUCAUGCUCUUGACCGGCUUUUGCGCAGGUAUUGCCCUGGGUGCGUACCAGGACAAACAUCUGAAGCCAGUCUAUGACACCGUCUUUUCCAAGUCGGCCACCCUGUGGCAGGACAAAGUGUUGGCCGGAUUGCAGAAGCCCGCGGAAAGUUGAGGACGACCCGGGGCAGAGCCAGUGAGCGUCAAUCGGCUUGGUAGUUUUCAGCUUGAUAAGAGAAGCUGAAUUCAUUCGAGCUGAGGUAGUAUAUGGCGUUUGUGUGGCUGUAUGACUUGCUUUGCUCUUCCGAAAGAGCCCGGCUCCCCCGCAGUUGAACUUCUUUGACAAUUCUAUCGGUUUUUGUGGUGGUUGAUGGUUGGAUCACAGCAUCACAGUGUAGUUCAGGUUACCUUGGGGGGCCUGUGUCGCACAAGUGCAGGCGACGAUGUGGUUUCAGAGACCAACGCACAGGAGUUGGUUGAUGCAGAUGGAAAGCUGCGAGUUGCCAUCGUCAGGUUGCCGCGUGGCCAGGGAACCUGCAGCCAUUUGGUCUCCACCAAGUGGAGCCCCCUCAGCCCCGCGUCGCGGGCGCUUUCGAAAGCAGAGAACCCCAACGGGCCGUCGCCUGGUCAGCGGGCGGCCAUGACGAACCCCUCGGGCCUAGCGCCGCAAGCGAUCUGCGUCAACACCGUAGCCCCGUUGUUUCCGCGGGGUAAGGACCACCAGUCCACGGCUGGUGAGUGGCAUGAUCACCGGGGAGGAAGUCGAGUGGUGCGGGAUAUCCAGGUCUAUCCCCGACAUAUCCGGGAAACUGAGACGCAUCAGCACCUUCACAGGACAGCUGCGGUGAAGCACUACCUGCGGCAGAUGGCGGAUCGGUCGGAGAUGCUGAGCACCUACGAACAUGACUUCGGUUUCAUGACGCGUCCCAAGCAGAGGGACUUUGCGGAGCCAAAGCGCACCAGGCAGACCAGCUCAGCACCACCCUCCCGCGCCGGCAGCGUGAGAAGUGCCAGAAGUGCCACCAGAACGUUUUCAGGAGACUACUACGCUGACUCGCAGUUCGUCACCACCUCUUCAAAGCUCCAGGGCUUUCAAGAGAGUGGCUCCCCCCUGCGCUUGACGGUCACCGGAUGGGGUGAUUGCCGAUGGAGCCCUGCUACGCACCCGCACAUGGUGAUGGGCAUGACGCAGAAGGGCAUCAGCAUCAAACAGACGACCAACCUGAUGAAGUUAAGGUGCCAUGGUGCCGCACAUGAGCAGUUGGAGUGCCAUCAGGGCUGGCCUGCCAACAGCGAUGUUUCUGUAUCAGCUGUGGGCCAAACUGACUGA